Molecule: messenger RNA, 678 nt
Organism: Elephantulus edwardii (Cape elephant shrew)
Lineage: Eukaryota; Metazoa; Chordata; Mammalia; Macroscelidea; Macroscelididae
Gene: PRRG4
Product: proline rich Gla (G-carboxyglutamic acid) 4 (transmembrane)
Exons: 5
Coding region: 1-678 (225 amino acids)
Cellular component (GO): extracellular region
Molecular function (GO): calcium ion binding
Source: RefSeq, a predicted model, not a curated record
AUGUUUAAACUUCUGAUUAUGCUCAGCCAACUGCCUGUUACCUUUACCUUUCCUCAUUGCAUUACAAGCCUGAAGGACUCCAGGCAUGCUGAAGAAGUCUUUACUUCAAAAGAAGAAGCAAACUUGUUUGUACAUCGGCGCCUCUUAUACAACAGAUUUGAUCUGGAACUCUUCACCCCUGGUAACCUAGAGAGAGAAUGCAUCGAAGAACUUUGUAAUUAUGAGGAAGCAAGAGAAAUUUUCAUGGAUGAUGAUAAAACGAUGCUAUUCUGGCAGGAAUAUUCAACUAAAGGCCCAACCACAAAAUCAGAUGAUAACAGAGAGAAAAUUGAUGUUAUGGGCCUACUGACUGGGCUGAUUGCUGCUGGAGUGUUUUUGGUAUUUUUUGGAUUACUUGGCUACUAUUUUUGUAUCACUAAAUGUAACAGACAACAGCAUCAAGGUCCCUCAGCUACGCACGUAAGAAGAGGCAGGCACACUCCCUCCAUCAUUUUCAGAAGACCUGAGGAAGCCGUCUUAUCUCCAUUGCCGACUUCUGUGGAGGACACUGAAUUACCUUCUUACGAACAGGCAGUGGCACUGACCAGAAAACACAAUGCCUCGCCGCCACCACCAUAUCCUGGGCCAGCAAAAGGGUUUAGGGUAUUUAAAAAAUCUAUGUCACACCCAUCUCAUUAA